Messenger RNA from Bursaphelenchus okinawaensis, 580 nucleotides. Lineage: Eukaryota; Metazoa; Nematoda; Chromadorea; Rhabditida; Aphelenchoididae. The record is from the annotation of a GenBank genome assembly.
AUGGCGACUACAGUAGAUUAUUUGCUUAUUGGCAACUUUUCUGGUAAGCUUAUUCUUUAUUUAAUAAAUUUAUGUCGAAAAAGUGUAGUAGCUCCCGUAUCUUAUAUUACAGUAUAUAUAAAAAGCCUAAGCUUAAAUCUAACUUUGUGUUUAAGCUUAGUCUUAACUUUAAUUAUAAGUCUAAGCUUAAGCCUUAAUUGGAACUUUAACUAGGCCUAAGCCUAAGCCUAAGCCUAAGCCUAAGCCUAAGCCUAAGCCUAAAUCUAAGACUAAGCUUAAGCCUAAGCCGAAGCCGAAGCCGAAGCCUAAGCCUAAGCCUAAGCCUAAGCCUAAAUCUAAGACUAAGCUUAAGCCUAAGCCGAAGCCGAAGCCUAAGCCUAAGCCGAAGCCGAAGCCUAAGCCUAUGCCUAUGCCUAUGCCUAUGCCUAUGCCUAAGCCUAAGCCUAAGCCUAAGCCUAAGCCUAAGCCUAAGUCUAAGUCUAAGCCUAAGUCUAAGCCUAAGCCUAAGCCUGAGCCUAAGAUUAAGCCCAAGUCUAAGCCUAAGAAUAAGCCUACGCCUAAGCUGAAAUCUAAGAUUUAA